Molecule: messenger RNA, 4099 nt
Organism: Mangifera indica (mango)
Lineage: Eukaryota; Viridiplantae; Streptophyta; Magnoliopsida; Sapindales; Anacardiaceae
Exons: 13
Coding region: 85-3717 (1210 amino acids)
Molecular function (GO): helicase activity
Source: RefSeq, a predicted model, not a curated record
UUCCUACUGAAGUAAGCUAGUUGCCUCUCCUUAGUAAAGCUACUUCAUUUGACUGUGUAAUUCUCAGAAAAACGAUCGGUGGAUAUGAUGAUGGAAGGUGAAGGUAGUAGUAGCAGCAAGAAGAGAGGAGUUCAAAAUCAUGAAGAUGGCUUCAUUAAUACCCUCUUUUCUUGGUCUCUUGAUGACAUUUGUAAUGAAAAUCUUUUCAGUCAUAAGGUGGAAAAAAUUCCUGAAUCAUUUGUGUCUGUCACACAGUAUUUCGGAUCAUUUGUUUAUCCUUUGUUGGAAGAAACACGAGCACAACUGUUUUCACCCAUGGAGACCAUUUCAAGAGCACCUUAUGCUAAGGUGGAUGUUUUUAGGCCCCACGGAUCUGACUUACAUGAUGUUAAGAUUGAUUACUGGAGGAACAGGUUCAGUAACAAUGGUAAAGAGCCUUAUAAAACUUUGCCGGGGGAUAUUUUAAUUUUAGCAGAUGCGAAACCUGAAACUAUUUCCGACUUGGAGAGGGCUGGUAGAAUGUGGUCUUUUCUAUCAGUCAUGACAAUCGCAGGGGAUGAUGAUGAAAAUGAUAAUGAUACCACUUCUACUUACUUUAAAGUGAAGGCUUCAAAAAGCAUCCAACAGUUUGAUGGGGAGAAAUCAUUGUUUGUGAUUUUCUUGACAAAUAUUACUCCUGACAGAAGAAUAUGGAAAUCCUUGAAUAUGUCUGGAAAUUUGAAGAUUAUCAACGAAGUUUUAUGCAGGAAUUCUGUGUUGAAGGAAAGCUGCCAAGAGUGUUCUGAACCGAAUGGAGGCAUCUUAUAUGAGAAAUUUGUUAGCGGUUUAUCAUCAACAUUAAAUGACUCACAAUUGAAUGCAGUUCUUGCCUGUCUUGAUGGAGUGCGUUGUGAUCACAAGUCCUCUGUGCAACUUAUAUGGGGUCCCCCUGGAACAGGGAAAACUAAAGCUGUUAGUGUGCUUAUCUUUACGCUGUUGAAAACAAAAUGCAGAACCCUUACUUGUGCCCCGACGAAUGUUGCAAUAACAGAAGUUGCUUCUCGCGUUCUGAAGCUGCUGAAAGAAUCGAUUAAAACUGAUGACUGUGGAAGUGAGACUCUGUUGCUUCCUCUUGGAGAUAUUCUCUUGUUUGGGAGUAAGGAAAGACUCAAAGUUGGUCAAGAAAUAGAAGAAAUAUAUUUGGAUUAUCGUGUUAAAAGGCUUUCAGAGUGUUUUGGUAUGCUGACUGGCUGGAGGCAUUGCUUCUCAUCCAUGAUGGAUUUGCUUGAAGAUUGUGUUUCUCAGUAUCACAUUUUCUUGGAGAAUAAAUUGAUAAAGAAGAGAGAAAGCAUUGACAAAAAUGAAGUCAAAGAGAGCUACAGGAAUAUGGAAAUGGAAGGUGACAAUGAGGAGUUUAAAUCAUUUCUUGAAUUUGUGAGACAUAGAUUUAAACAUACUGCCAGUCCUCUUAGAAAUUGUAUAUUUAUCUUCUGCACUCAUAUACCCAAAAGUUUCAUUUUGGAAAGUAAUUUUCAAAAUAUGGUAGAUCUUAUCAGUUUACUUGAUUCUUUCGGAACUUUGUUGUUUCAAGAAAAUGUAGUUUCUGACGAGCUGCAAGAGCUCUUUUCACAUUCAGUAGUUGAAGAGUUUUUUUCAUCACCUGGGCAUAGAAAUUACUUGUUGCAGAAAAGUAGAGGUGAAUGCCACACAGUUUUAAGAAAUCUUCAUGAUUCCUUUAGUAAACUUGAGUUUCCAAGUGGUAUGAACAAAGAUUCAUUAAAAGAUUUCUGCUUUAAAACAGCUUCUGUAAUAUUUUGCACUGCUUCUAGUUCAUUUAAGCUGCAUUAUGUGGACAUGGAACCACUGAACUUUCUGGUCAUUGAUGAAGCGGCACAACUAAAAGAAAGUGAGUCGGCAAUACCGCUGCAACUGUUCGGCUUAAAUCAUACUAUUCUCAUUGGGGAUGAGUGCCAAUUGCCAGCAAUGGUUAAAAGCAAGGUUUCUGAUGAAGCUUCUUUCGGGAGAAGCUUAUUUGAGAGGCUGAGCUCAUUGGGUCACUCUAAACACCUGCUCAAUACACAGUAUCGGAUGCACCCCUCAAUUAGCUACUUCCCAAAUUCAUAUUUUUAUAACAACCAGAUUUGCGAUUCUCCUAAUGUUAAAAGAAAAAGCUACGAAAAAGUCUUUUUGCCAAGAUCUCCAAUAUUCCGUCCAUAUUCUUUCAUCAAUAUUCUCGAAGGGAGAGAAGAGUUCAUUGGCCAUAGCUCGAGAAAUAUGGUUGAGGUAGCUGUUGUGAUGAAAAUAUUGCAGAACCUGUACAAAGAUUGGAAUGACUCAAAACAGAAGCUGAGCAUUGGCAUAGUCUCACCUUACAGUGCUCAAGUACAAGCAAUUAAAAAAAAACUUGGAGGCAAGUAUGAUGACUCUGAUGACUUCACUGUAAAAGUGAAGUCAAUUGAUGGGUUUCAAGGUGGUGAGGAGGACAUUAUUAUAAUUUCCACUGUGAGAAGCAACAAAAGUGGAUCCAUUGGAUUCUUGUCCAAGCCACAGAGAAUCAAUGUUGCGCUUACGAGGGCCAGGCACUGUUUAUGGAUUUUAGGGAAUGAAAGAACCUUAACUCAUGGUAAAUCUAUUUGGAAAAUCUUAAUCAAUGAUGCUAAGGACCGCUGUUGUUUCUUUAAUGCUGAUGAAGAUAAGGAUUUGGCCAAAGCUAUAUUAGAGGCCAAAAAAGAGCUUAAUGAAUUGGAUAAGGACAGUAAGGAGGCAUUGCAAGUUCAUCUAGCCUCUGGUUCCCAGUGGCCAGAAAAAUCUCAGAAGAUUGAAAACAAGGGGAAGGGAAAGAAAAAGCCUAAGAGAAAGAACAAGCAAAAUGAAUUCUGGCAACAGAAAGAUGCAGAUGAUGAAAAGAGCAUUUUGUUGAAUGCCCCAGCAGUUGAGUUGGAUGUUCACUUGAAUAAACUAUUCUUGCAGCAGAAUAGGAGUACUAAAGGCAAUGCAACAGAGGCAGGAUCAGAAGAGAAAUUGGAUAAGGACAGUAAGGAGGCAUUGCAAGUUCAUCUAGCCUCUGGUUCCCAGUGGCCAGAAAAUUCUGAGAAGAUUGAAAACAAGGGGAAGGGAAAGAAAAAGCCUAAGAGAAAGAACAAGCGAAAUGAAUUCUGGCAACAGAAAGAUGCAGAUGAUGAAAAGAGCAUUUUGUUGAAUGCCCCAGCGGUUGAGCAGAAUAGGAGUACUAAAGGCAACGCAACAGAGGCAGGAUCAGAAGAGAAAUUGGAUAAGGACAGUAAGGUGGCAUUGCAAGUUCAUCUAGCCUCUUGUUCCCAGUGGCCAGAAAAUUCUCAGAAGAUUGAAAACAAGGGGAAGGGAAAGAAAAAGCCUAAGAGAAAGAACAAGCGAAAUGAAUUCUGGCAACAGAAAGAUGCAGAUGAUGAAAAGAUCAUUUUGUUGAAUGCCCCAGCAGUUGAGUUGGAUGUUCACUUGAAUAAACUAUUCUUGCAGCAGAAUAGGAGUACUAAAGGCGACGCAACAGAGGCAGGAUCAGAAGAGAAAUUGGAUAAGGACAGUAAGGAGGCAUUGCAAGUUCAUCUAGCCUCUGGUUCCCAGUGGCCAGAAAAAUCUCAGAAGAUUGAAAACAAGGGGAAGGGAAAGAAAAAGCCUAAGAGAAAGAACAAGCGAAAUGUUUUGUUUCACAGAAUUCUGGCAACAGAAAGAUACGCAAAUGAUGAUGAAAUUCAAUCAUGACAGCACUCUUUAUAAUAAAAAAUUCAAUACACACUCAAUGAAUUGAGCCCUAGAGGGAGAUGAAAGAGUCUCCCGCAUCUGUCAUACUAAUGGCGGAUUGUUUCAUUUCCCUGUGAUUUGUUGGUGGACUCACAGGCUUCCAUUUGUCUCUCAUCGGCACAAAUCAGGUUGGUUGUUUUUCCUUGUUUUUAUAUCAUUUGGUCAUAACAUGAGAUUAUUUUUGGUUACUGUUUAGUUGCUAAGUGAAAUGAACUUUAAUUUUCCCUGUAUCUGUGGCAAAAAUGUUUAUGAUAGGAUUCAAGUCUUGAUCCACUAAGUUUGUGCAGACAAGAUGCUAUUGCUAAUAAUUCAUUUAAUAUGAAACAGAUAUCCUGUGCUUCCA